This is a messenger RNA of Naumovozyma dairenensis CBS 421, 1620 nucleotides long. RefSeq names its product Rrn11p (gene RRN11). Gene Ontology annotation, cellular component: RNA polymerase I core factor complex. NCBI's taxonomy places the organism in Eukaryota, Fungi, Ascomycota, Saccharomycetes, Saccharomycetales, Saccharomycetaceae. Gene Ontology annotation, biological process: transcription initiation at RNA polymerase I promoter; nucleolar large rRNA transcription by RNA polymerase I. The record is from RefSeq and is a predicted model, not a curated record. The transcript has a single exon. The coding region runs from base 1 to 1620 and encodes 539 amino acids. Gene Ontology annotation, molecular function: TBP-class protein binding; RNA polymerase I core promoter sequence-specific DNA binding; RNA polymerase I general transcription initiation factor activity.
AUGUUCGAAUUACCAAUAAUAUAUAAUAAUAAAAGAACUGCUACAGAGAGGAAGAUUCGUUACACCUAUAUAAAUCAACUUUCCAAAAAAUAUAAUAGAACUCAAAAUCGUCAUAAUAAUAAUAAUAAUAAUAAUGGAAUACUCCCGACACCAGAGAGUUCAGCUACUGAAAGUCAUGAUGAUGAUGACGCUACAACGAGCGAUGACUUGAUAAAAAGGAAACGGCUAAGGAGAAGAUGGAAAAGUGUCAUAGGCGAAGCUUAUUCAGACACGGAUCUGGACGACGACGAUGACGACGAAGAAGAAGAAGAAGACGUCGACGUGGAGGAUGAAAUGAGUGAUCAUCAUGAGUCUGCUCAUCAUAUCCAUGAGAAUGAAGAACGUAAAUUUUUCAAAAAAUAUGAAAAACCACAAGAAACUUUUGAAAUAUGGCAAACUAAUAAUUUGAAAAGGGUACCGAUUAAUAAAUCUAUGAUCACAUAUACGAAAUUGAAAAAAAUUGAAAAACAAGCGAAAAGGAAAAUAACUGUUCCAUUAUUACAUGCUUCAAAGAUAAAUAAACUAUGUUUUGAAGCUAUGUCUGAGGGACUUGAAUUAGUUACACCUUUGGUCACUAUUGAAAAUUUCUCUUUACAACACAUUGAAAAAUUGACCACCCUUCUCUAUUUGAAUGUAUCUAGAGAAAAUUGGGAUAUUGCCUACCGAAUAUUCACCUUAUUAAUAAGAAUAAAAAAAUUAGAUAUCAGAUCCAUUUGGGGCAUAGGAGUUAGGAUCCUUUCUGAGAAGUCUCCUACUAAAACGUUAGAUUUCUUGAAUUGGAUGAAUAGCGUUUAUUCUUCAAGAUUGAAUUUCAUUCAAGGAAUUAACUACAGAAUGGACCCUGUCUUUAAAAGUGGUUCAAGAACUCAUACACCUAAAUAUACUUUGACAUGGUUAUGGAAAUCAUUAAUUCAAUAUAGUACAAAGAAAAUAAUAUCUGGAAAUAAUAAUUCAAACGAAUCUCUGGAAGAUGGGUCUUCAUCCGAAUUAGAUAUAGAUAUCAACAUUGAUAGAAAUAAUUUAUUAGACUUGAUUGAAAAAAUUUCUGAAAUGGUUUUGAUCCCACCAUUCAUGGAAGAUUCUGAAGUUUGGUUCAUCUAUUCGUUAUGUCAUAUGGUCCUUGCUGAUGAUUUAUCGUCAAAAUUCAAUCCCUUGAUAUCAAAUGGAUCUCGAGGUGAUAUAGAAAGAAAUCAAGUCAUUCAACAUAUUCAAAAAACAAAAAGUUAUUUACAAACUUCUAUGAAUAAAGGUGAUUUCGAAUAUCCUGAAAAAUAUAUUUUGAAGCAAUUAUCUAUUUACGAACAACGACUUUAUGCAUCCGAUCCUACUAGUAAUAAUAACAAUGUUACUGAUGAGGAUGUGGAUAUGCAACUUCAAGAUAUUCCAAAUCCAUAUUCAAAUAAUACCAAUAACGCAACAACGAAUAUCAAUAAUAGUAUAGCAGAAGACUACAUUUUUUCUGAUUUCAGUUUUGAUAAGGAUCUGGAAGAUUUGGAUACUCAAGAUCCUAAGAUAUAUGGAAGAGAGGAAGAUGAAGAACAUUAUGAAAAUAACUUGGUACAAUCAGAUUCCAGUGAAUGA